UUACAGUCUUCACUGUCCAUGAUGGAAGAGGAUCUGGCCCUGUCUGAUGAGGCCUCUGAUGCUGGAAGUGAAGAGGUCCUGACGCCUGCAGAACUCAUUAACAAGCUGGAGGAGGCUUGGCUCAAUGAGAAGUUUGCCCCUGAACUCCUGGAGAGUAAAUCUGAGAUAGUGGACUGUGUGAUGGAGCAGUUGAACCAUAUGGAGCAAAACUUGCAACGAGCACGACAGGGAGACCUCAAGAUCAGCUUCCAUCACAUGGAGAUAGAAAGAAUCCGAUUCAUGCUCAGCAGUUAUCUACGCAGGCGAUUACUCAAAAUAGAGAAAUUUUUCCCGCAUGUUCUGGAGAAGGAGAAGUCUCGUGGGGAAGGAGAGCCUCCACAUCUGUCCCCAGAGGAGUUUGCUUUUGCAAAAGAGUAUAUGGCGAACACUGAGGCUUUACUGAAGAACGUAGCUCUGCGUCACAUGCCCCCAAACUUACAGACACUGGACUUGGUGAAAUGUGUGCCCAAACCAAACCUGGACUCGUUUGUGUUUCUGCGGGUGAAAGAGGAACAACAGAACAUCCUGGUGGAGCCAGAGACAGAUGAGCAAAGGGAAUACGCUAUAGACAUGGAGGUCGGAUCUCAGCAUCUUAUUCGAUAUCGUACAAUAGCACCUCUUGUGGCCUCAGGAGCUGUGAAACUCAUCUAA
Staurois parvus is the source of this 690-nucleotide messenger RNA. The record is from the annotation of a GenBank genome assembly. NCBI's taxonomy places the organism in Eukaryota, Metazoa, Chordata, Amphibia, Anura, Ranidae.